Leptomonas pyrrhocoris is the source of this 2957-nucleotide messenger RNA. Its product is annotated as putative tc40 antigen. The record is from RefSeq and is a predicted model, not a curated record. NCBI's taxonomy places the organism in Eukaryota, Euglenozoa, Kinetoplastea, Trypanosomatida, Trypanosomatidae. Bases 270 to 2957 code for a protein of 895 amino acids. The transcript has a single exon.
GAACGUCGAAGUGAGCUAAGUAAUAUCUCAUAUAUAUAUUUUUUUCUUUUCCUCUAGCGAGAGCAACACUUCUCUUCCCAGGUUUUUUCGUUGUUUUUUGAAUCCUCGAGAAGAAGAAAAGCAGUGGAUGGUUCUAGUCUCCCCCUUCGUGUCUUCAUCUCUCAGUAUACCUAUAGAUCUAUAAGUUUACUCGAAGAAACAUACACGAGGCACAGAAAGGCACAUAUCAAAGUAGAAGGAAAUCAAGAAGAAAAACAAGAAGAAGCACCAUGACGACCAACGUGGACCUCACCGCAGCGCCGGCCGCCAUCGGCAAGAGUGUGGUCAAGACAACGGCGGCCAUCUUCAAGGAGGAGGUCAGCGCGCCGCGCGUGCUGGGGGAGUCGGAGGCCUUCAUCGCCUACACCCUGAAGAACCGCCGCACGAUUCGGCUCGUCUGCCGGACUACCAACGGCCGCGGUGCCUUCCGCUGGCACGAGGGGGCGGUGUACGGCCUUCGCUUCGUCAACUUCCACAGCAACGUCGCCGCCUCUGCCUCGGAGACGGACUUCUACGUCUGGGUAGCCGUAUCCGAGACGACGAACGAGGCCGGACCGGGCGAAAAGGCCAGCCCGACGACGCGGCUGACGGUGAAGCCGUACUUCAAGCUGUUCGACCCCAUCAUGAUCAACAGCUUCCACUUCUUCAUUAACCCCUCCAACAACAUGCCCGACCUGCUCAUCCUGUACAACAAGACGGCGGCGGUGCUGCAGAGCUCCAAGCUGAUCUCCGAGUACACGAGCGGUGUGCAGGAGGCGCGGCUGAGCGAGCAGAGUCGUGAGCUGCGUCAGCUGCCGCAGGAGACGUCCUCGAAGAGCCUGUGCACCACCUUCAGCGGCGGCUGGCUCGCCUUCACGUCGGAGGCGACGAAGGUGAUGGCGUGCACGCUGCGCAACACGACAACGCCGGCGUGGAGCGGGUGCGAGGGGGAGGAGAUUGUGCGGCUCAGUUUUGUGGGCAGCAACACCGCUACUAACGGCGCGGCUGCUGCCGCUGCCGCUGAUGCUGCUGCUGCCGCGGCAAACGCCAGCAGCGCGCUGCUGGCCAUCUGCUCCACCGCGAAGGUGUACCUGUGGAAGCUGACGGGCGUGGCGGAGCCGGUGCUGCUGCGCUCCUUCACGUUCGGCAACAUCGUCACGAUGCUGUCCUCGCACAAUGCCUUUUCCGUCUUCAACGAUGCCGGUAAGGUCGCUCGUGUGCAACUGCGGGGUGAGACGGACAUGGACGCCGUGGUGUACGACAUGGGCAAGACGGUGCGCUCGACCAGCGUGUGCUACCACGAGGCGGCGCACUUCGCGACGGUGUUGGUAGACAACGUGAUGGAGUUGACGCUGUACCAACUCGCAACGGCAAACAACAGCAGCAGCAUUCGGGACAGCAACUCCAGCAACGACCAGGGCAGCAACAAGAGCUCGCCGGUUGCCGCUGCAGCUGCUGCUGCUGCUGCUGCUGCCCCUGCACCUGCGGUGCCUGUGGCGCCCACGAACACCGCGAAUAUGCCGUUCGUAGACCCGUCCAUCAUCACCGUUGGCAUUCCUUUUCGGCCAAACCUCAACAGCAACGUCAACACGAACAAAGUGCAGGAAGUGGCGCCGUCGUCGUCGUCGCCUGCAGCGGCUCCUGCCGCGAACCACAACAGCGUCACCUCUGCCGCCGCGAUCAACGCGAACCCGAUCGCGGCCAUGGCGGCGUACCAGUCUGCGCGUGUGGCCCUGCAGAACACAUCGCUGCCGCAGUCGUUGGACGGCCUUGUGGCGAGUGCCGUCUACCAAAGCGACGAGAACGUGCGCCGCGCCGUGGAGGGGUUGCUGAACGUGCUGAAGAACAUUACACAGAUUUUACAGCUGACCCCUGAUCAGCUCCUACGCGAUCAUCAGCAGUUGAUUUCCCUCGCGCUGGAGGCGCAGAUGACGGAGCUGCAGCAGGCCACAACGGCGGUCAACACCGCAACGACGGCGGCGGCGGCUGGUGCUGGCACUUCCGCCCCGCCUGCGUCACCUGCCAGCGCGCGCCACAGCGAGGCCUUCAACAGCUACGCGCUGGCGAAGCUGCUCGCGCCUGUCGCGAGCGAAAUCGCCACCGGCGUCACCCAUGGUGUGCGUGACACCCUCCGCACCGAGCUCGACGCGGCCGUCAACGCCGCCUUCGGCGCCAACGUGCACGCCGCCCAAAAGGAGGUGCUGCGUCGACGUCUGGACGAGGCGCUGCAGAGCAGUGCCCGCGUGCUCGGCGAGGACGUCGCGAGCCGGGUGGACCGCUACAUCGAGCACGAGCUGAGCGAGUCUCUGGCGCGCGUCAACGCCGGCAUGAGUGCGCUGGAGGAGCAGAACCGCAAGCUGCAGUCCGCCCUGCAUCAGAUUGUGAACUCGGGUGCCGUGCAGGAGUUGGAAGCGAUGCGGGCGGAGGUGGCGCGGUUGCGCGGGGCUCUCGAGCGGGGAGAGGCCGUGAUGGAGGGCGGUGCUGCUGCGGCGGGAGGUGUCGCACCGGCUUCUCUGUCGCCGCAGACGGUGAUUGAGACGUCGGAGAAGUACAUCAAAGAGGGCCACGUUGCGCAGGGUCUGACCUACGUGGUCAUGGCGCAGAACCCGCGCUGUGUCGUGCAGCUGCUGACGCGGCUCUCCGAGGAUGACGUGGCGAACGUGGUGUCAGACGCGGAGACGUCGGAGUCGACCUGGUCGAAGCUGAUCACGCAGCUGUGCGAGUCGGAGACGGCGGCGGACACGGCGGCGGAGUUGGAGACGGUAGCGUCGUUUCUCUUCGAUGUGCUGUCGGAGCACGACGACUUGAUUUCGAAGAAGACGGCGAAGGCGCAGCAGACGCGCAGUGAUGUGCGCCACUUCGUCGCCCGCACCCGGGGCAAGAUCGACAGCAUCGAGGGCCGCCGCGUAUUGAAGGACUUGGAGAAGUGCAUCCAGUAA